Molecule: messenger RNA, 1209 nt
Organism: Pseudonaja textilis
Lineage: Eukaryota; Metazoa; Chordata; Lepidosauria; Squamata; Elapidae
Gene: ZIC5
Product: Zic family zinc finger 5
Biological process (GO): regulation of transcription by RNA polymerase II
Cellular component (GO): nucleus
Molecular function (GO): DNA-binding transcription factor activity, RNA polymerase II-specific; RNA polymerase II cis-regulatory region sequence-specific DNA binding
Source: RefSeq, a predicted model, not a curated record
AUGUUCAUCUCCUCGGCCGGCACCUACGGCGCUGGGGGCGACCUCCAUGCCGCCGUCUUUCCGGGCCUGCACGAGCACCCCGCCGGCACCUCCGGCGGGCAUCACCCGCUCAACGGCCAGAUGCGCUUGGGGUUGGCCGUGGCUGCCGCCGCCGCCGCCGCCGCGGAGUUUUACGGCCGCAUCGAGCCCUUCCGCCCUUCGCCCGCCGGCUCCGAAGCGUCCUACGGCCCUGCGCCGCACGGCUAUCCGGUCAACUUAGCGGCCGCCGCCGCCGCCGCUUUGCAGCAGCAGCAGCAGCAACAGCACCACCACUCGCACCCGCCUGCACAUGCGCAUCACGCGUCGCCGCCGCCGCCGCCGUCCCACGCGGGCGCUGCCGCCGCCGCCGCCGCCUUCCUUCGCUACAUGCGGCAGCCCAUCAAGCAAGAACUGAUCUGCAAGUGGCUGGAGGCUGAGGCGGGCGGCGGCGGCGGCGGCCGCCCUCCACCCUGCUCCAAGACCUACAGCACCAUGCACGAGCUGGUCAACCACGUCACGGUGGAGCACGUCGGGGGGCCUGAGCAGAGCAGCCACGUGUGUUUCUGGGAGGAGUGUCCCCGCCAAGGGAAGCCCUUCAAGGCCAAGUACAAGCUCAUCAACCACAUCCGCGUGCACACGGGCGAGAAGCCCUUCCCCUGCCCCUUCCCGGGAUGCGGCAAGGUCUUCGCCCGCUCCGAGAACCUCAAGAUCCACAAAAGGACGCACACAGGGGAGAAGCCUUUUAAAUGCGAGUUUGAUGGCUGCGACCGGAAGUUUGCCAAUAGCAGUGACAGAAAGAAACACUCCCAUGUCCACACCAGCGACAAGCCAUACUUCUGCAAAGUCAGAGGCUGUGAUAAGUCCUACACCCACCCAAGCUCUUUGCGAAAACACAUGAAGAUCCACUGCAAAUCCCCACCACCUUCUCCUCCCCCAGGAUCUCACGGGUACCAGCCUGUGGGGACAGCUCUGGGUGCCCCUCUUUCCCCACUUCAGGACUCAUCAGGAAGGGGCCAGCCUACCAGCCUUUCUCCUCAGGUCACCAACCUCAACGAAUGGUACGUUUGCCAGGCCAGUGGGGCGGCCAACCACCUCCAUGCCCCAUCCAGUAAUGCCACCUCUUCUGAGGAGGAGGAGGAAGAGGAGGAGGAAGAGACCUACAGGAACUCUGAGUCAAGGACUAUUCAUUAG